UACAUUAUUCUGGCAUGUAUUUGUGGUUUUUUUAACAAACAAAAAUAGAAAUGUAGCUUUCGUUAACAUAAACUACAAUACAAUAAAAACAUCAUCCUUUCAAUUCAGGGGGCUUCAAAGGGGAUAAACAGAGGCGUAUGGAGUAUAUUAAUUAGCACUUUUCGGCAAUUAUUUAUGAGUCCUUUGUAUUACUUUGUCAUUUAUUACAAACACUAAGCUAAAUGCACACCAGAGAACUGCAGUUUGUUUCUUCGAGUUUUCACAUAUUAUUUAUUUGUUUUCACAUAUUUAUCCUAUAAUACCUUGUUGAUCUGACAAUUAAGGACGAAUGACACAAACAAUAAAUACAGGACAAACGAGUUAUUACAAAGAACGCGAACGUACUUUGAUAUUGAAAAUAAUUCCAGGGUCCCAAAACAAAAGUUCUCAUCACCUCCGAAGACUGGGUGACGAUGGAUACUUCAAGUCGAAGCCAUCAUACCGCUCUUUCCAACCGGUAUCCAUUCGAUAUCACAAGUCUACCUACCCAAGGUCCGAUGAUCGAUCUGAUUAUGACAUAACUUCGUAUGAUACGGAGUACGGAGGAGUUGUCUCCAAUUUUACGUCUUCCAUUUAUGAUGACAAUCCUCAGUUGUAUCCUAACCCGGAGUUUGUGGCGCGGAGUAAUCAGGUUAUAAGUAAGAACGCAGACAACAAGGUAGACAUUGAGCCAGAUCUACCUGAUGAUUCCUUGGCUGAUGCAGAUCUGAAGGAACAUAACAUUAUAGACAGUGUAACGUACUUGUACGGAUUCAACAACUGUCACGGAGUAAGAAAUGAAUGGAUGAUCCUGAUCUUCAUCACAAGCGGCAUAGCAGUAGUCCUACUGAUCAGUGCAGUAAUGUGGCUCAUGUGGAGUGAGUACGCAGCUGAAUUCCGUCGCAACAGCAAGUUGUAUCCCAUCAAUAUUAACUUGUGUUGCUGUUUGGCUGCUUGCACCAUUAUUUAUAUACAGGCUGUGAUGGGGGUAUCAUCUCCCUCUCAAUGUGAGAGGAUAGCCCUCCUCCUACAUUAUACGCACGUCUCUUGUGCUAUGUGGAUAGUAGCACUCGCGGCUGCCGUGGCGGAGUACUGUGCUUGUGACACUCUGUUGCCACUGAAGUAUAAUUAUCUGCUGGCCUAUGGAGUACCUGCUGUUGUUGUCAUGUUCAAUUACGCUCUCUCAAUGGAGCACUAUGAAAUAAAACACUACUGCUGGAUGUCCAUCGAAAAAGGCAUGGUUAUGGGCUUCAUGGUCCCAGCAAUGAUCCUCAUCUUAAUAAACACAGCCAUAAUAAUUUUGGGCUUACAAAGCGUUAAUAAGAAGCAGGCGGAAACGUUAACAGCGAAAAUACAGGAGCUAGUGGACCACCACAUAGCUAAUUGGCCAAAAACUGAUGGUGGCCCAAUGGAUGAUAAAAAUGGCAGUAUUGAUACGUUAGAUAAUAUCUACACUCCAGGCAGUAGUAGGAAGAACACGGAUAGUUCUGAGACCCUUGACAAAGAUUACAAUGGAAGCGAAGACGAUUGCCAUUACGUGAACAUCGCAAUACCUGGUGAAAAUGGUGAAACUGGGAGUGAGCCCAACUUAGCUCAAGCUGCGAAGGCGAUGCACGACAAGAGCCUCCUAAACAUGCUAUACAUGGACAAUAUCUCUUGGAAGUGGACUUGGAACACUGAAGGCAAUGAGCUGAAGACCUAUCUGAACUUGUGCCUUGUAUUGGAACCAUUCUUUGCCAUCAAUUGGGUCAUGGGAGUUGUAGCUAUUGAGAAUGCGGCGCAUUGGUCUACUCCGACGAUUUAUUUGAUACUUGUCGUUGUUAUGUAUAUAUACUUAACUACGACAAUAUGUACAACGUUGCCGAUCGUGCGUCCGAAAACCACAGCGCCAUGCUGUGAGGCCGUCAUCAGUGAACCAACUCUUACUAGAAAUAGGACUACUGACAGUAUUCCGUUACUGGACCCAACAAUCCAGCAACCAAUUGUGACACCGGCACCAGCGGACACUAUAAGUACUAUCAGUAUUUAAGUCACAUGCCACACGCUGGUUUAAUCAGUUCAGUCACAGUAAUGACUUUGCGUGUUAUGAAACACGUGCGAAAUUCGAUUGGCAGAUCUUCUGCUUUCAAAGGUAACCAACUAGCUUCACUGGUUUUCAGUGCAGAGCUAAAAGACAGGAUUGUAACUUGACCGUCUGGAUACACAGAGGCCCAAAUGGCUACACAGAAAAAUGAGAUUCAUUCAAUCACAUUUUGGUCAAUAAAAAUUCAAGUUUGCGUAUUAUUUGUUAAAAAGGGUGUAAUACAAAAACACAACAAAGCCUCUGUAUGUAAUAUGCCGUCGUUAUGGGUUAGGAUAGGGUUUUGAAAGACCAUAAUUUUAUUAUUAAGGUAGCUGUGACCAAAGACCUUUAAUAAGGUCUUUAGCUGUGACUUUGUGAACGUCUUUUUUAUUUUUUUUUCCGUGGAAUUAAAUUAGUAUACAGUUCAUGAAAAUGAAUGAAACUUUUGUUUUCAUCGCGAAUGUAUAGUUCUUAGGAAUAAUUGAAUUUAAGAAAAUCCCUGCCUUUCGCUGUGAAACAGAUUAAAAUUAAGCUUGGUAUUCUAGUAUAAUUUAUUUAUAAUUUCUACUAUUUAGUAGGUGUUAAUUUGCUCUGGUAUCAUUCAUAGGUAGGUACUAGUAGCAAAAAAUGCUGCAAUGUUUGAAUUUAUUGUGCCCGCAUUUUUUGCAAACAAGAACAAAACUAAUUAUGAAUAUUGAGUCUACAGUUCUUCCUAUUUGUAACCAAUGAGAGACGAUUUGAGUAAAGAUAUCUUCAAGGCGAUUGGCAAAUAAAUAUUUACUCUUAUAGUUUUGAAACGAGUAACGGUUAAUUUCUUAAAAAAUAACUACCUAUAAGAAAGAUUUAAUGGAUGAGGAAAGUUCUUAGGGCCAACUGUAAUGAGGAAUUGUGUCUUCUUAAUGUUAUAAAUAAAAUAAUUCUUAUUAUUCAUAUCUUAAUAGCAUAAUGUAGAUACUGUAACCCUGAAUAAUUCAGAACAGUAUAAUUAUCUCCCAAGAAAGGCAUUUACAAUUUAAUCCUAAAUAUAAUUCAAAUUAAAUGUGAUUCAUAAAAAAGGAAUUUUAAUAAUAUUAAGUGGUUUAGUGUUGACAUAAGAAAUUUAAUGUAUGUUUAAAAAGUUAAAUAAAUCUAAUCAAUUUUAAAAUAUUGUUAGAUAAAUGCCGUAGUUUUUUGAAUUUUCAAGCUUGUGAUUUUAUUUUUUUGAAACUUUACGCCUGUAUUUUAAAGAGAGGUCGGCAAAAGCAGUGGCGACUUAUACGCACAAUGAUAACUGUUUUAUUCAUGGUGUCAUAAUUGUAACAAAUAAAUAGUACCUAAUCAAUAUUUGAUUCCACUAGAUUUCAAUAAUAUCGAAUAAAUAAAGUCUCUGCUUUUGUUGAACUAAAAUAAAAAAUGUUAAAUCAAUCAUUCUAGAUUUUUUAAAUCUAUCAAUAAGAACUUUUUUACCGCAAAGUUUAUUAUGUCUAAGUUAUAAUCCUAGAAUAUGAAAUGUUACUAAAAAUACAUAUUAUUCGUAUACAUAACCAUUACAUAACAAUAAAUAUUUAACUGAAUAACUCAUACAAACGUGGUCAGUGCUGACAAUAACGAAAUAUUGUCUUAAUAUUAUUUAUGUUUAAAUCAUAAAAAUAUAUUAUAUUACAUCACACAGGGCGUAGCAAGGUUGAUAGCAUAUUGUAAAUGAUACAAAUAAGUUUCUUAAGUAUAAUAAUUGUGAAAGAGACCUUUAAUUGACAAUAAAAUGUAAAGACACUGCCCAAAUCUACAUACUAUCCGAGCUACGCCCAUUUUAAAAUAUAAAUAUGAAUUUUUAUCCCUGGAUAUUGUUAGUAUAACAUUAUGGAGUUAAGUGUUCAUUAAAUAUUUUUUAGAAUCAGAGAUAAAAUUCUACGUAUUAAAUAAAAAUAAAAUCGUCAGAAAAUACGGAAAAUAUUUUAAAAGUUGCCAUGUUACUAAAUUGAAUACCGAAUCGAGGUAAAAAUGUAUGCUAAUUCAAAGUUGUAAUUUGAAUAAAAUACUAAGAAAUUAUUUACAUUUGAUAAUUAUUAAGUAAAAUUUAAUUAUAAUGAUUACCUCGGUCAUGUUACAGCAAUAAAAGGAUAUCAAAAUUUCGUGGUCAGCGUAUUUAAUGUUUGAAAACUUACUACUUUGAUUGUAGUUAAGAUUUCAUUUGUGAUAGAAGAUAGUGUGAUAGCAAUACAUAUUGUUGCCACGAUGUGUUUUAAUAAAUGUUUUAAAAUAUCAUUGAA
Spodoptera litura is the source of this 4329-nucleotide messenger RNA. NCBI's taxonomy places the organism in Eukaryota, Metazoa, Arthropoda, Insecta, Lepidoptera, Noctuidae. The record is from RefSeq and is a predicted model, not a curated record.